Messenger RNA from Styela clava, 2490 nucleotides. RefSeq names its product cysteine-rich secretory protein 2-like. NCBI's taxonomy places the organism in Eukaryota, Metazoa, Chordata, Ascidiacea, Stolidobranchia, Styelidae. The record is from RefSeq and is a predicted model, not a curated record. Gene Ontology annotation, cellular component: extracellular region.
CGUAUAACUUUAUGACCUAAUGUUUACCGAAUGUGGCAAAAUGGACCGCGAAAUUUUAUAUUCAGCGCGACGAGGAAGCGCUUUAUUGGGUUAAAACAGUCAGACAUCUCGUGCAUACUUGAAGGGAUAUUCGAUCGGUGGUUAGUCUGUGCUGGGAAGAAUGACUAAUCCCAUUUUGUCAUCCAUGUUCUGUAUGAUAUGCAUCUGUGGAACUCUAAAGGCUCAAUCAAAGACACACUAUGAACUAAUUCCUUUACUGAAACACAAAAAUAUGAUAUCGUUAAACUUCAUAAUAUGAUGAGACGAACAAGACACUCAUCCAACAUGCGAUAUAUGACAUGGGAUGGUGAAUUGGCAUGGAAUGCGGAAGUAUACGGAAGAAGAUGUCGAUAUCGUCGUAAUAAAUAUAAAAAACAUUCCAAAUAUUCCAGUAUUGGGGAGAACAUGUUUGCAACUAAAGCAUCAUCAUCCGUUUUCAAACCUCCCAUGGCCAUUCGGAAAUGGUUCAGUGAAAACUCAAAUUUUAAUUAUUAUUCACGUACUUGCCUAUCAAAGAAGGUUUGCGGACAUUAUACCCAGGUUGUGUGGGCAGAAAGCUUUAAAGUGGGAUGCGCUUUAACUAAAUGCACUUUUAUAUCAGAGCUUCAAUAUCGAAAUAGUUUACUUUUCAUCUGCUACUAUGCAACAGCGGGGAACGUCACCGGUGAAGAUGGGAAAUUGGUAUCAGUUUACGAAGUUGGGAAUGCGUGUUCAAAAUGUGAUAAAGAUGACUAUUGUAGAAAAUCAAUGUGUGCGAAUAGCGAAAGAGAUUUCAUUGAGAUGCCUGUCGAGUACGCAGAAAGUCGCGUCAUUGGAUUCAUAAUUGCAAUUGCUAUUUUAUCUUCCAUCGUCAUUACACUCACAUUAUAUAUUAUAUGUCAACGACUUCGUAAACGACGUUUGAUAGGAAGUGACUGCUGCAAAAUAAAAUCACCAACUAGGCUUCGGAAAAGUUCUCGUACUAAGAAUGGAGUUGCAAGCCCCGAAAAUCACCUAUCUGCUGAUGACAAACCAAUAUAUGAUAGCGUAGAAAAUUUCAUACCGCUACUACCCAAACAACAAUCGGAAUCUGUUUUAACUGCAAAUGCAGAAGUGACUGCCAAGGUUCAAGUAAGAUUGACGGAAAGACCGAAAUCACUGACAGUACCAGUGCGUAGGACAAGUUAUCCAAAACCAAGUCACACUGCACCAAGAUCUCCUCCCCCUUCCAUACCUGCUCCUGUGUUGGAAAGAAAAUGAUUUCUGAAUGCAAUGAAUUAUCUGUUCGAUAGGCUGUUAUUCCUACCGAACGUUGUUGGUAGUUGUUUUGCAUUGAAAGCAGAAGACGAUCGAUUCUCUCUUUCCACGUCACGAGUAAAACUUGUAGGAAACAUAUUGUUGUUGUUACACAUAACCAAAAAAAUUUGAAGUGGAGUUUAUGACUAAUGACCUGGUGGAAAAAAGAUUGCCUUGUUAUGUUAAAGACUGUCGUUUGGUGAACUAUAGUUUCGCAAGCCCCAUGAACUUGACCUCACUUACAUAUUUGCUCUAGGUUUAAAUAAGAUAUUUGUUCAUUUCGAAUUUGAACUUGAAUGUGGUUGUAAAAAACAGCAGCUGCAUUGUCAGCACGUACAAUGAGACAAGUGGAGGUUACGUCGAUAGACAUAUAAAUAAAAAAAUAAUUUGUCGAUAUGAAGUUAUGUUUGAAUAACCUUAAUGAUUAACAUUCCACGUCGAUUAUUGUGUCUUAUUUUAUAGUAAAAAGUUUCAGUAUUAAUCAGAAUAAUAUCAAACAUUAAUUUGACAACAUGCGGAUAUUGGAUAUUUUAAAAAACUGAGAAGAAAAUGGUGUAUUAAAUGAGUGCAUAAAUUCCCAUUUGAAAGUCUCAAUUUUAUUUUUCGGUCUUGAAAUAAUCACUUGACUAGGAGAUUAAUUACUUUUUAUGAUUUCAUGGAUUGCAAAGAAUUAUAUCGCCGACUGCUGGAGCUGCGAACGACUAAUUUCAUUUUAUAUCGUUAAUAUCUGCUUGUAAAUAAACCCAAGAGUUCAAAUUCUAGAGUCUAUGCAGCCCUAUUUAUUGUCAUGCUUUUAACGGUUCAUACUUUGUUCUGUAAUGGAAAAUCCCCAGCUAUAGAAUAAUAAGCUUGUCAAAAAAGUUCCAUGUUAUCAUGGAAUCAAGUACUGCUGUUGAUAUUUAUUAUAUUUUGCUCAAUGUCAAGUGAAUUUUCAUUUAUCUCAUACUGAUUACCCAGUAUUCAUUGUUUGCACAACCUGUAAAUAGUUAUACAGUUUUAAAUAUUUGUGAUUGGGUAAUAUUUCAUAUAUUUACUUGAUAUCAAGUAACAGUGUGCUCCUUUCGUUUAAACCUCGUCCGUAGCAUUCUAUGGUACGAGGAAAGCUAUUGUAAGUGAACAUUUUAUCAAUAUAUGUUUGAUCAAGGUCGAUUGUGAUGUGAUUCAUUGUCAAAAUAU